Mandrillus leucophaeus (drill) is the source of this 474-nucleotide messenger RNA. RefSeq names its product ubiquitin-like. Gene Ontology annotation, biological process: translation; protein ubiquitination; modification-dependent protein catabolic process. Gene Ontology annotation, molecular function: protein tag activity; structural constituent of ribosome; ubiquitin protein ligase binding. The coding region runs from base 34 to 474 and encodes 146 amino acids. Lineage: Eukaryota; Metazoa; Chordata; Mammalia; Primates; Cercopithecidae. Gene Ontology annotation, cellular component: cytoplasm; ribosome; nucleus. The transcript has a single exon. The record is from RefSeq and is a predicted model, not a curated record.
CUUCAGUGAGGCAGCCGAGCUGCAGACGCAGAGAUGCAGAUCUUUGUGAAGACACUUACGGGCAAGACCAUCACUCUUGAGGUCAAGCCCAGUGACACCAAUGAGGAUGUCAAAGCCAAAAUUCAAGACAAGGAGGGUAUCCCACCUGACCAGCAGCAUCUGAUACUUGCCGGCAAACAGCUGGAGGAUGGCCGAACUCUCUCAGACUACGACAUCUGGGAAGAGUCCACCCUGCACCUGGUGCUGCACCUGCGAGGUGGCAUUAUUGAGCCUUCCCUCCGCCAGCUCUUCCAGAAACACAACUUUGACAAGAUGAUCUGCCGCAAGUGCUAUGCUUGCCUGCACCCCCAUGCUGUCAACUGCUGCAAGAAGUGUGACCACACCAACAACCUGCACCCCAAGAAGAAGGUCAAGGCUCUUCCUUCCUCGAAGGGCAGCCUCCCUGGAGCCUCAAUAAAGUGUCUCUUUCGUUGA